AUGAGCGAUGUCCAUGAUCCCUCCCAGAUUCCCAUCGAACUAUUGGAUGCGAUCAUGGACCACACCGAUGAGGAAACGCAGACGAGCUGCUCGCUCGUAUGCCGACAUUGGUCGCCUACAGCCCGUCGUCACCGCUUUCGCGAGGUCAUUAUCCUACCUCAUCGCGAGGAAGCCCAACCACGCUCCGCUUCACUCCUAUGCGAUCCCACAUCGACCAUUCUCCCAUAUAUCUGUCGCCUGAACAUCAGCCUGGAGGGCUUGACACCAGAAAAGGACGGGGCAGUAUAUACAUCGAACGUGCCAUGGCAAGAGGCGGCCCUGGGCUUGUGGCCGACCCGGGGACUAUGGUUCGACGCCGUCUUACCGAUGAUGCGCAUGCACGAUCUCACAGCCCUCAAGACACUCUACAUCUCUGACUUGUCAUGGGAGAGGCUCUCUCUGGAAUCUCGCCGCGGCCUCGCCAUUCUUUGCCAGCGGGUGAUAUCUCUCAAGCUGUCCUUCUCAGGCAAAGUACCGGCCAUGCCGUGUUCGUCCUUAGCCAACCUUCUCAUCGCAGCGACGUCGCUCCAGGAUCUCUCAAUCCACUACUCAUGCAACGUUCCUCCUACCAAGUCAAGGCCCAAUCCCUUGACUCCGCCAGAUGCGCAGAAACCAGCACUGACAUCAUUGAGGAGUCUCAGGCUUACCUUCCAACCGGCUCACUUCCAUACCUACCUUCCGGGCCCACCCUUCCAGUCGCUGCAACUUCGAGAACUCUCACUCGGCACAAUCACACACAACGCGCAUGUGGACCUAGUGCUCCCUUUCCUGCGGUCCUGCGCAGCGACAUUGGAGCGCCUGUAUCUCAAGUUUGAGUGUUUGUCCUCGCCAUGGCAGGCAUACUAUCCAAUGCGGAAAGCGCACUUCUCUGCACAAGGCGGCCUCUCCGGCCUGUCGUCGCUGCGCAGCCUCCAUCUCGACGUGGACGAUCUACAGACCCUCCCGGCCAUCCUGCGCCAGAUAGACUCGCCCAAGCUGGUCGAUCUGACGCUGACGGCCACACCGACGACGCUGGAGCACACCGAGCUGGGAGACCUUGCAGACAGCCUGUCUACUGGGCGUCUUGCUCGCACACGUAUCUCGGUCAUCUGUGUUUCUGCGCGGCCCUGGUGGAACGCUUCCGGCGCAAUCUCUGAGUCGGCUCGGGAUUACAUGUAUGACGUGCUCAAUGCAGGUCUGAUGGACCUGCGGGCGGAGGGAAGGCUUCACGUUUCCUGUCUUGAUAGAGUCCCAGAGAUUGUACAUGAAGUGCACAUACAAGAGGAUGACUACUGGGACGAGGACGAGGACGAGGACGAGGACGAGAAUAUCUGA
This is a messenger RNA of Fomitopsis serialis, 1353 nucleotides long. RefSeq lists its product as uncharacterized. The record is from RefSeq and is a predicted model, not a curated record. Bases 1 to 1353 code for a protein of 450 amino acids. NCBI's taxonomy places the organism in Eukaryota, Fungi, Basidiomycota, Agaricomycetes, Polyporales, Fomitopsidaceae. The transcript is spliced from 2 exons. Gene Ontology annotation, molecular function: protein binding.